Messenger RNA from Pistacia vera, 902 nucleotides. RefSeq names its product probable ADP-ribosylation factor GTPase-activating protein AGD15. Gene Ontology annotation, molecular function: GTPase activator activity. NCBI's taxonomy places the organism in Eukaryota, Viridiplantae, Streptophyta, Magnoliopsida, Sapindales, Anacardiaceae. The coding region runs from base 96 to 902 and encodes 268 amino acids. The record is from RefSeq and is a predicted model, not a curated record. The transcript has 11 exons.
CCAACUUCCUUUUUUACUUGUUUUUUUUCUUUUUCUUUUUAAUUACUCUUUUUUUCCUUUAAGAAUCAAAAGCUAAGUCUCCGGAGGCAACCACCAUGAACGGCAAGGCCUCCGUCUCCAAGGAGCUUGAUGCCAGGCAUUCCAAGAUCUUAGAGGGUCUUCUUAAGCUACCAGAAAAUAGGGAAUGUGCAGACUGUAAGAACAAGGCACCACGAUGGGCAAGUGUGAACCUGGGAGUAUUUAUAUGCAUGCAAUGUUCUGGAAUCCAUCGGAGUCUUGGAGUGCAUAUUUCAAAGGUACGAUCUACUACUCUCGAUACAUGGCUACCGGAGCAGGUUGCUUUUAUGCAGUCUAUAGGUAAUGAGAAGUCGAACAAGUUCUGGGAGGCAGAACUACCACUGAAUUUUGACAGAAGUAGAAUUGAGAAAUUUAUCCGCACUAAGUAUGAAGAGAAAAGAUGGGCUCCAAAGGGAGAAAGAGAACCAGCUGCAAAAACUGCUGAAACGAACCAUAACAUUAACAAGUUCUCAGAAGGUGUCAAAGGUGGUGUUUCAAGAAAACCAAGGGUACUCUCUCUAGAGGAUGAGAUUUUUACUAAGCACAUGUCUCAAACAACUCCUCCAGCUAUGAAGUCCCGAAGGGGAUAUAUUUCAAAGGUUCUAGGAGUACCAAAAUACUCUGCUAUAGGUAAUGAGAAGUCGAACAAGUUCUGGGAGGCAGAAUUACCACCGAAUUUUGACAGAAGUAGAAUUGAGAAAUUUAUCCGCACUAAGUAUGAAGAUAAAAGAUGGGAUCCAAAGGGAGAAACAGAACCAGCUGCAAAAACUGCUGAAACGAACCAUAACAUUAACAAGUUCCCAGAAGGUGUCAAAGGUGGUGUUUCAAGAAAACCAAGGGAGUAG